Messenger RNA from Lycium ferocissimum, 2493 nucleotides. RefSeq names its product phosphatidylinositol/phosphatidylcholine transfer protein SFH13-like. The coding region runs from base 391 to 2256 and encodes 621 amino acids. The transcript is spliced from 15 exons. The record is from RefSeq and is a predicted model, not a curated record. Lineage: Eukaryota; Viridiplantae; Streptophyta; Magnoliopsida; Solanales; Solanaceae.
AAAGUAAAAAAAAAAAAAACAGCGGACAAAACAAGCAAAUCGCAGAAAGUAAAAAAGUGGCACUGCAACCUUCAAAUAUUCUGUUUAGAGAGAAAAAGAGAGAGCAAAUAGAAGCUGUUAAAAAAAAAAAAAAAAUUCUCGAAAUUAAUUAUUUUGUGAUAUCUUCUUGGAAAAUUAAAAUCAGUGAGCUCAACGGAAUUACAGGUUUCCGGUGAGAUUCCGUUAGCUUCUAAUUUUCUGAAAGAUUGAGAUUCUGGUGGCUUACUCGUCUUCUUUUAGUUAUGUAAGUGCAAGCUGAGCUUGGAUGGUCUUGAGACGGAAAAGGCUUAAUUGCAUUGGACUCUAGAGGCACAACUCCUUCCUCAUUCUUUCCUCCUCCUUGUCCUGUAGAUGUCAGUACCUUGUGUUCUAGAAGGGGGAUCAGAUGCUUAUUACAAUGACAGUAGAGAAAGAAAAUCAGACUGUGAGAAUUCAGAGGAUGAAACACGAAGAUUCAGAAUUGGUGCUUUCAGGAAAAAGGCAAUCAAUGCUUCCAACAAGUUCACUCGCUCCCUCAGAAAAAGAGGAAAAAGGAAAGUUGACUACAGGUUUCCUUCAGUUCCGAUAGAGGAUAUACAUGACGCAGAGGAAGAGAAUGCUGUCUAUGAAUUGCAUCUACAACUUCGUGACAAGAAUUUGUUGCCACCCAUACAUGAUGACUACCAUACCUUGUUGAGAUUCUUGAAGGCAAGAGAUUUCAACAUUGAGAAAACUAUUCAGAUGUGGGAAGAAAUGCUUAACUGGAGGAAAGAAUAUGGAGCAGACACAAUAUUGGAGGAUUUUCACUUUGAAGAGUUGGAAGAAGUCCUGCAGUAUUACCCACAAGGAUAUCAUGGAGUUGACAGGGAUGGAAGGCCUGUGUAUAUUGAAAGGCUUGGACAAGCUCAUCCAAACAAACUAAUGCGAAUCACCACAAUUGAUCGCUACAUGAAAUAUCAUGUCCAAGAGUUUGAAAGGGCCCUACAUGAGAAAUUCUCUGCAUGUUCUAUUGCAGCAAAGAAAAGGAUCUGCUCAACAACUACAAUUUUGGAUGUGCAAGGCCUUGGAGUUAAAAACUUCACCAGGACAGCUGCUAGUCUUUUGGCAGCCAUGGCAAAAGUUGAUAACAGUUAUUAUCCUGAGACAUUGCACCGGAUGUUUAUUGUCAAUGCUGGCCCUGGCUUCAAAAAGAUACUUUGGCCUGCAGCACAGAAAUUUCUGGAUGCAAAGACUAUUGGCAAAAUACAGGUUCUGGAACCUAAAUCUUUGGGUAAACUGCUUGAAGUGAUUGACCCUAGUCAGUUACCUGACUUUCUGGGUGGCUCUUGUACCUGUUCUGUUGAGGGUGGCUGCCUCAGGUCUAACAAGGGUUCAUGGAGUGACCCUGAAAUAAUGAAGCUUGUACAUAACUUAGAGGCAAAAACUGGGAAGCAAAUAUCCGGAAUAUGCAGUGACCAAAGGAGAAUUGAUUCCUAUAAACAGAUACGGCCACUAAAGGGAAGAAUUAACGAAACAUCAACAGCUGAAUCAGUAUCAGAUGUUCAUGACCAGUGUUUCGGACCAAGUAGCAGUUCAAUUCCACAGCUGUCCUCACUUGACGAAAAAGCAAGGGAAACGAAUUCUACCCCCUACUGUAGUUGUGAUGAUCAAUUCAGCCCAGGUGAACAAGUUGAUGUUAAUGAACAUAGCUUGAUAUGUUGCCAAGAGCCUCCAGAAUGCAAUUUGACGAAUUUGUCCAUUAAUGCAGGACCAAAUUCUCAAGGUACAUUGGUGAUUCAUUGGUUUGAAAUGAUCCAGGAAAAGGUUCUGAACAGAUGUACCCAGUGCUUGGAAAGGAAACUGAUUCCUUUCUUACUCAAACUCUCUGGAUUGAUUCGUAGUGUGUUCUUUGAGUAUUGGAGGAAACAGGCAAAUGUUUCCCGCACUAGUGCAUUAGAAGAAAGGCAAGAAAGCAGUUCCUGUGAAGCUGUUCAUAAAGCAGAUGGGGCUCUUCCAUGCAUGGAGCGUCUUCGUAGACUGGAAACAUUGUUUGAAGAAAUAAAGAGAAAGCCUGCUGAGAUCCCAGUAGAGAAGGACCAAAUGAUCCAGCAAUCAAUGGAAAGGAUCAAGUCAGUGGAGAUGGACCUCGACAAGACAAAAAGGGUGUUGCAUACUGCAGUAGUGAAGCAACUUGAAAUUGCAGAAUUGUUGGAGAACCUACAACAAUCGAGAUUUCAUCAGCGGAGGUUAUUAUGUUGAAUAUGAGAGGGUUGAGAUCCCUAAUAAAAGAAAUGCGACGUGAGUUUUGACUGCCAACCAUUCGGUGAAGUGUAGAUGCUGGAGCUUCUGCACUUUUGAGUACAUUUGAUCCUUUUACACAGAACUUGCAGUAUGUCUCUUUCAAGAUGUUCAUUAUACUAAUAAUGUCAAAAAAGGAAAAGCUUAAAGGAAACUUUCUAUUAUAAACAGUCUCAAAUAUAAUGUAGUAUAUAUGUC